UAAUAGCUGUCUAAAACAAAAUAAAACCUUCCAUUUCCAUGAGACUUGGAAAGCGAUCGAAGUAGACAGAGAGAGAGAGUCUCUUCUUCUGCGAUCUGAUCAUCUAGCUCGCUAGUCCUCAGCGAUGGCGAUUCUGUACGCGGUGGUGGCUCGUGGGACGGUGGUUCUGGCGGAGUUCAGCGCCGUAACGGGAAACACCGGCGCGCUGGCUCGGCGGAUCCUCGAGAAUCUUCCGACGGAGGCCGAUUCCAGGCUAUGCUUCUCUCAGGAUCGAUACAUUUUUCAUAUUCUCAGAAUCGUUGGCCUCACCUUCCUCUGUAUGGCAAACGACACCUUUGGCAGGAGAAUACCUUUCUCAUAUUUGGAAGAUAUUCAUAUGAGAUUCAUGAAAAAUUAUGGCAAAGUAGCCCAUUAUGCACCUGCUUAUGCAAUGAAUGAUGAGUUUUCAAGGGUCUUGCAUCAACAAAUGGAAUUCUUCUCCAGCAAUCCUAAUGCAGAUACCCUCAAUCGUCUGAGAGGCGAAGUUGGUGAGGUACGAACUAUAAUGGUUGAUAACAUAGAAAAAAUAUUGGAGAGAGGAGACCGGAUAGAGCUUCUCGUUGACAAAACGGCAACAAUGCAAGAUGGUGCAUUUCACUUCAAGAAACAGUCUAAGCGUCUCCGACGAGCUCUUUGGAUGAAAAACGCCAAGCUAUUGGCCCUCUUGACAUGCCUGAUAGUUCUGUUGCUGUACAUAAUCAUCGCUGCUGCCUGUGGCGGCAUCACCCUACCUUCCUGCAGAUCUUGACUGGUCAUCAUCUCGGGGGUGUCUAAAUCUCUGCAGAAGGUGUGCAACAAUGACUUUUGAGAUGAUAUACGUCAGUUUAUAACAGUGGUUUUCAGUUGCUUGAUCAUCCAAAAUUUUAAGGUCCACAUGGGAAUAUAAUAUCUGUACAUUUAAGGGUCCAAAAAUGUCUGUAGAUUUGUCUUGACGUGUUUGUGCUUGGGUGAAUAGCAAUUAUUUCUUUUGGGAAGCUUGGUUAGUUGUUUCCGCAAUAUUGCAUGCCAUCUCUGGUAUUCUUUGAAAGUGCGCGGCUAUUUGGUAUAUUAUGUUGUAUCAAUAAAUAAUUACUUCGUUUUGUAUUAAUAUAUCAAGUGGACGGGUUUGGUUUUUGUUAAAGUAUAAAAAUUAUUGUUGACUCA
Molecule: messenger RNA, 1182 nt
Organism: Morus notabilis
Lineage: Eukaryota; Viridiplantae; Streptophyta; Magnoliopsida; Rosales; Moraceae
Product: vesicle-associated membrane protein 714
Exons: 4
Coding region: 125-787 (220 amino acids)
Biological process (GO): vesicle-mediated transport
Cellular component (GO): membrane
Source: RefSeq, a predicted model, not a curated record